AUGGCUUCCAAUGAGUAUCAGUGGAGUUCCAAAAGGAACAAACCAGUAAAGGAAGCUGGCAUUUAUGAGAUUGAUUCUUUUACUACCUUAGCAGCACAAGUAGAUACUAUAUCCAAGAGGUUGGAUAAAAUGCAAGUUCAACCACAAAACCCAUUUAGCACUUAUCAGUCUCUUAAGGUAGAUAGUUUGAUAAGUGAUAAGGAGUUGGUAUCACCUGUAGCCGAAGAACAUGAGAAUGAAUCUGUUAAACAUCAAGAGGUCAUAAUUGAAGAUAAAUCUCUUGAUGGUGAUGUUGGGAAGGAUGAGAAGGGCCAGAGGAAAGACAAGCCUAGUAUGCCGAAGUACCAACCAAAAUUGCCAUAUCUUGCUAAGAAAGAUCAUCAAGAGGAGCAGUUCAAGAAAUUCCUUGAUCUGUUCAAAACUUUGCACAUUAAUGUUCCAUUUGUUGAGGCACUUGCUCAAAUGCCUCACUAUGCAAAAUUCAUCAAGGAGUUCUUGACUAACAAGAGGAAACUAGAGGAUGUAGCCACUAUCACAUUGAGUGAGGAAUGCUCCGCCAUCAUCUCUAACAAAACCUCCAAGAAGGAAAAGAUUCAGGAAGUUUCAUCAUCCCUCAAACAAUUGGGGGAAUGA
Dioscorea cayenensis subsp. rotundata (Guinea yam) is the source of this 633-nucleotide messenger RNA. RefSeq lists its product as uncharacterized. The transcript is spliced from 2 exons. The record is from RefSeq and is a predicted model, not a curated record. The coding region runs from base 1 to 633 and encodes 210 amino acids. Lineage: Eukaryota; Viridiplantae; Streptophyta; Magnoliopsida; Dioscoreales; Dioscoreaceae.